Sinocyclocheilus anshuiensis is the source of this 1092-nucleotide messenger RNA. RefSeq names its product troponin T type 1 (skeletal, slow) (gene tnnt1). The transcript has 15 exons. Lineage: Eukaryota; Metazoa; Chordata; Actinopteri; Cypriniformes; Cyprinidae. The record is from RefSeq and is a predicted model, not a curated record. Gene Ontology annotation, biological process: slow-twitch skeletal muscle fiber contraction; regulation of muscle contraction; sarcomere organization. Bases 91 to 891 code for a protein of 266 amino acids. Gene Ontology annotation, cellular component: troponin complex. Gene Ontology annotation, molecular function: tropomyosin binding; troponin T binding.
CUCAUAAUUCACAGGGACUGUCCUCUCAUCCUUUGUGUGCCUGUUUAUCAUCCACUGUGAACCCAUCCUACCAUCACCAAAAGUUUCACCAUGUCUGAUGUAGAGGAGGAAUAUGAUGAACAAGCAGAGGCAGAGGAGGAGGAGGCUGCAGAGGAUGCAGGAGCAGAACAGCAGGAGUAUUCAGAAUAUCAAGAGGAGACUCAGGAAGAAGAGGAGGAAAGACCCCGGCCCAAGCCCAUGGUUCCACAACUUGCCCCUCCAAAGAUUCCAGAGGGUGAGCGGGUUGAUUUCGAUGAUAUUCACAGAAAAAGGAUGGAGAAGGACUUUCUGGAGUUGCAGACUUUAAUUGAUGUCCACUUUGAGCAGAGGAAGAAAGAGGAGGAAGAACUGAUCGGUCUGAAGGAGAGAAUUGAGCGGCGGCGGGCAGAAAGAGCAGAGCAGCAGCGUGUUAGAGCGGAGAAAGAAAGAGACCGACAGACGAGGAUUGCGGAAGAGCGUCAAAGGAAAGAGGAUGAGGAGGCUAAGAAGAGAGCAGAAGACGAGGCCAAGAAGAAGAAGGUUUUGUCCAAUAUGGGGGCAAACUUUGGUGGCUUCUUAGCCAAGGCAGAGCAGAAACGGGGGAAGCGUCUUACGGGACGAGAGAUCAAGAGAAAGACUCUUUCAGAGAGGCGCUCUCCUCUUGGCAUCGAAAAUCUGCGAGAAGAUGGGUUGAGGCAACGAGCUCAGGAGAUGUGGAACUGGAUUUACCAGCUGGAGUCAGAGAAGUUUGACCUCUUGGAUCAAAUGAAGAGACAGAAGUAUGAGAUUGUUGUUCUGCUGAACAGGAUUUCUCAUGCUCAAAAGUUCAAAAAAGGCCAUGGUAAAGGAAAGGUUGGAGGUCGCUGGAAAUAAGAAAUUGGGAAAAUAAUGAAAAGACACCAUGGAUGCUUUUACUUUUGACUCUUCUGACAAUUUCACAGCCUCUGCAAAAGAAUUAUAUUUCUAAAUGUAUUCAAAACUCUCAGAUCUGAUGUGCUUGGAUUGGAUGAAUCACUUCUGUAUUAUUUUCAUUCGUAAGGCACUUUGGAAAAAAAGUGUCUGCUAAAUUAAUAA